This is a messenger RNA of Gadus macrocephalus (Pacific cod), 2605 nucleotides long. It is a transcript of the gene nectin4b, whose product is annotated as nectin cell adhesion molecule 4b. Gene Ontology annotation, cellular component: adherens junction. The record is from RefSeq and is a predicted model, not a curated record. Lineage: Eukaryota; Metazoa; Chordata; Actinopteri; Gadiformes; Gadidae. Gene Ontology annotation, biological process: homophilic cell-cell adhesion; heterophilic cell-cell adhesion.
ACUUGACAAGAGGCGGGGCUGUGAAGUCAGACAGGUGUACGGAAUCGAACAGGCACAGAAACGCUUCGUCUAUCAAUACUACACGAAAAGUCCUAGUUAUCUUUGUACACUAAUGUAGAAGCCUACACGCUGUUCACCAUGCUAUAGUUCUUUAAUUUGGCGUUUCCUAUUUUGUGCAUAGCUAUAGCGGAACAUACACAUAGUCUACCUGGGACUUUGUCACUACAACGGAGGUGUUGAAGAAGUUCCAGCACCUGGGAGUUUGGAUCGAAGGCUACCUUCCUACCUCGAGGUGGAUGGGAUGCACACCGUCCGAUGAGGAUUCCUGCUGGAUUUGAAAACUUAAAUGAUUUGUUUUAAAAAAAUAAAUAAAAAUGCCUCCACUGACGCUGUGUUAACGUGACCCAACUUUCUAUCAUCGUUAAGUCUCGCCGUAUUUCGAUUCACGUCUGAAGAUGAGGAUUCCUACGUCGGGCCAAGGGAGCGCACUGCUCACUCUGCUGUCGGCUAUUGGGGUGCUGGUGGUCUCGGAGUCGGGCUUUGUGGAGCCCCCCGAGCCGGUCUUCGCUCUGCUCUCGCUGGCGGAGGACAAGACCCGGUUGCCGUGUCGCUACGUGGUGGAGGCGGGCGAGAAGGUGGUGCAGGUCACGUGGUACAAGGAGCUGACGGACGGCUCCAGGGAGCCGACGGACGGCUCCAGGGAGCAGAUCAUCACCGCCCACUUCUCCGAGGGACACACGGAGUUCGGCCGCUACUCCGGCAGGGUGAGGUUCGAGCACGGCGUCCCCACGGAGGACUCGGCGCUCCUCAUCCCCCACACGGAAGAGUCAGACGAGGGGAGCUACACCUGCAGGGUCACCACCUUCCCGUCGGGGAACUUUGAGCGGAGCGUCGCCCUCACGGUCUGGGUCCUGCCCAUCUCGUCCCUGGAGCCCGUGGCGCUGGUGGAGGGCGAGCCCUACGGGGUGGCGGCGUCGUGCCGUGCCGUGGGCCGCCCCGCCCCCACCCUCUCCUGGGACACGGAGCUGCCGGGGAAGCCCCUGGGCCGCGCCUCGGAGGGGGGGGCCGUCUCCAGCCACUUCUCGCUGCACCCGCUGCGCAGCAUGAACGGCCAGCGGCUGGACUGCCUGGUGGCGCACCCUGCCCUGAAGCAGCCCCGCAGGCACGCCCACCGCCUGCUGGUGCAAUACCCCCCCGACGCUGCGAUCUCCAGCGGGGUGAAGGAGUGGGUUGACGGGGCGCAGAACGCCGAGUUGACCUGCAGCAGCGGAGGGAACCCCGAGCCGGGGAACGUCACCUGGACACGGAAGGGCGGGGCUUUGCCAGACGGCGUGACGGUAAUUGGUGGAAAACUAGUUUUCGGGCGACCCAUCAGAAUGAACGACAGCGGCACCUACGAGUGUGUGACCAAGAACACUGUGGGAGCGGCCACAACAGAAAUCACUCUGGAUAUAGCAGGGCAAUCGAGGCAGAGCGAGGAGGAGGGCAAACACAACCUGAUGCUGACCAUCGUGGGCGCGGCGGCCGGCGGCCUGGUUCUGGUGAUGGUGCUGGUCAUCCUGCUGGUCAACCACCACCACCGCCGCAAGAACAGGAAGCUGGCGCUGGAGCUGAACGAGAGGACCGAGGAAAUGAACACCCUCUCCAGAACCGCGUCGGGCCGACGGCUGAACAGUCCCGACGACUACGCUCUGCUUAGAGUCGACAGCCGAAUCAAGAGCAGCCAAGCGUCUCUGCAGGACCGUCCGAUCUACAAGGGCAGCCAGUCCACCCUGGGCGGCAGGUGGGGCCCGGGCCCCGACGUGGAGGUGGACGAGCUGGGCCGGCCCGUGCUCUGGUCCGACAGCCGGGACGGGCUCAGGAGGACGGAGGCGGACGGGGAGAAGGAGGAGCGGCGGCGCAGGGUGGAGUCGUACCUGAAGAACAGCAACAUGUCGCUGGACUCUGGCCUGCCGUCCUCCCUGGUCCCCAUGAAGCCCCCGCCGGACGACGGCCUGGGCCCCAGAGAGCAGGAGCCCGGCAGCCCCGCGGGGGAGGCCGGCACGCCCAUGGAGCCGGACUGGGAGCCCCACCAGGCGACGCCCGAGGGGGAGGAGGAGGGGGAGGAGGGGGAGCAGGGGGAGGAGGGCGACAGCAGCAGCAGCAGCUUCCAGAUCUCCGAGGCGCUCACCAACCACUUCUACUACAGCAACGGCGUGCUCCGCCCCAAGCCACACUCCAACGCCAUCCUACUGCACCCCCGGGGCCAGGUCAUCUAGAGGCGCGGCUCCUCUGGUCGCCACGACGACGAUGGGCCCCCUCGAGGUCUGGUGGGUCAGGGCCGGCUGGUGGCCUGAGGAACUGAACGAUUCCUUUUGUUCCCAAGACUGUAAAUCCAGCGGCGAUUAUUAGUGUAUGAAAACGUGAAACCCUACCAUUGCCCAAAAUGGGCAUUAUGGACGAGCAAUAGCCGAGUGUGGGCAAGCAUCAGGCAGGGUCUUUGUUGGUCGCUGCUUCUUUCAGCUUUAAGUAAUGAACCGUUUUGACUGUGUGAUGAAACUGAACUACGAGGUCUGAAAUUCAACAGCAACUGGAGCCUAUAAUCCCUGUGCACUCAUCAAUUUAA